Messenger RNA from Trichoderma gamsii, 978 nucleotides. RefSeq names its product arginase. Gene Ontology annotation, cellular component: nucleus; cytosol; cytoplasm. The transcript has 3 exons. The record is from RefSeq and is a predicted model, not a curated record. Gene Ontology annotation, molecular function: arginase activity; manganese ion binding. The coding region runs from base 1 to 978 and encodes 325 amino acids. NCBI's taxonomy places the organism in Eukaryota, Fungi, Ascomycota, Sordariomycetes, Hypocreales, Hypocreaceae.
AUGAACACCAGCACCAUCAAGAGCCACUUCCUCACACACCCCGAGGAUCUCGGCAUCGUCACCGUAGGCUUCUCCGGUGGCCAGCAAAAAGCUGGCGUCGAUGCAGGCCCUACCGCCCUCAUCGAGUCCGGCCUCUUGACCCAGAUCCGAGAGGAGCUUGGCUACAAGGUGCACGGCGACGAGACGGUCAAGUUCUACAAGGACCUGACGCCCGCCUCCGACCCUGACUACCGCGGCAUGAAGAACCCUCGCCUUGUUUCGGCCGUCAACCGAAAGAUUGCGUCCGAGACAUACGAGCACUCUUCCAAGGGCCGCCUCACGCUGACCCUCGGCGGCGACCACAGCAUUGCCAUUGGCACCAUUGCCGGCACCGCUAAGGCCACGCGCGAGCGUCUGAACCGCGAGAUUGCGGUCAUCUGGGUUGAUGCGCACGCCGAUAUCAACACCCCCGAGACCAGCGACAGCGGCAACAUCCACGGCAUGCCUGUUGCUUUCCUCACGGGCAUUGCCAAGGAGGACAAGGAGGAGUGCUUUGGCUGGAUUGAGGAGGACAUGCGCCUGAGCGUUAAGAAGCUGGUGUACAUUGGUCUGCGCGACGUGGACGCUGGCGAGAAGCGCAUCCUGAGAGAGAACGGCAUCAAGGCCUUUAGCAUGUUUGACAUUGACCAUCACGGAAUUGGUCGCGUCAUGGAGAUGGCCCUUGCCCACAUCGGCAACGACACUCCCAUCCACCUGUCUUUCGACGUGGAUGCCCUCGACCCCAUGUGGGCUCCCAGCACCGGCACUCCCGUCCGAGGCGGCCUUACCCUGCGUGAGGGCGACUACAUCUGCGAGUCCGUCCACGCAACUGGCAACCUGAUUGCCAUUGACUUGGUCGAGGUGAACCCCAGCCUUGCUGCUACUGAGGCCGGAGCGCAGGAGACUGUUAGAGCCGGCAGCUCUCUGGUGCGCUGCGCCCUUGGUGAGACUCUGCUGUAA